This is a messenger RNA of Pezoporus occidentalis (night parrot), 3201 nucleotides long. RefSeq names its product zinc finger CCCH-type containing 18 (gene ZC3H18). The transcript has 19 exons. Gene Ontology annotation, cellular component: precatalytic spliceosome. Gene Ontology annotation, molecular function: metal ion binding; RNA binding. The record is from RefSeq and is a predicted model, not a curated record. The coding region runs from base 98 to 3103 and encodes 1001 amino acids. NCBI's taxonomy places the organism in Eukaryota, Metazoa, Chordata, Aves, Psittaciformes, Psittacidae.
GCGCCCCCCCUCCCCGGGCAGGACCCGCUGCAGCCACCCCAGCCUGGGGGCACCGCAGGAGGAUCUCAGCCUGGCCCUGUGAGACUAUUGGGUACUGAUGGAUGUUUCCAACAGCCCUGAGCGAAACCCCUGCUCUCCUGAUGAAGAAGACCAGCAGCUUUCUGAUGAGGAAGUCCUGAAGGAAUGUUGUUCAGACCGUGAACUUGAUGGAGAGGGUGGGCAAGGCAGCAUUAUGGGAGAGGAGGAGGAUGCAGUCAGGGGAUUGGGCCAUGGUGAAGAGGAGAACCGCUCAGAUGAAGAGGACCGUUUAAGUGAGCCUAAGUCUCACCAGUCUGACAACAAUGAGCAGAGUGGGGAGCUGAAGAGCCCUGCACCUCGCAAGGGUGAGGAAGAAGACAGGACAAAUGAUCUUGGUGAUGAAGCAUCCUCUGUCACCCGUGAACUUGAUGAGCAUGAGUUGGACUAUGAUGAGGAAGUUCCUGAGGAACCAAGUGCUGCUGCUGCAGAGGAGGAUGGUGAGAAAGCUGCUGGUGAGGAUGAUGAGGAAGAAGAGAAAGGAGAUGAUGCUCAUGAAGAUGAGAAAAAAUCCAGUAGCAAAAGUGAUGAUGAAAAGGAUGGCCAGGAUCCCCUCAAGGAGAAGAAGAAAGAAGAAGAUGAUGGAGAAAUUGAUGAUGGAGAAAUUGAUGAUGAUGACUUGGAGGAAGGAGAAGUUAAAGACCCCAAUGACAGAAAAGUGAGGCCACGUCCCACUUGCCGAUUCUUCAUGAAAGGGCACUGUACCUGGGGCAUGAACUGUCGAUUUAUUCACCCUGGUGUGAACGACAAAGGAAACUACUCCUUAAUCUCCAAGCCUGAGCCCUUCUCCCCAAAUGGAGCUCCUCCCAUCGGCCCUCACCCACUGAUGCCAGCCAAUCCUUGGGGAGGACCAGUUGUUGAUGAAAUCUUACCUCCGCCCCCUCCAGACCCUCCAACAGAAAGUGCCUGGGAGAGAGGACUCCGGCAUGCUAAAGAGGUAUUAAAAAAGGCAACUAUGAGAAAAGAGCAGGAGCCUGACUUUGAGGAGAAGAGGUUCACUGUGACUAUUGGAGAAGACGAGCGUGAAUUUGACAAAGAAAACGAGUUCUUCCGUGACUGGAAUUACCGCAUCACCAGAGAUGUCAGAGAUCCAGCGGAGGUGGACAUCAAAGAAAACAUUAACUAUGGGCUUGAUCCCUAUACAGAUCCCUAUUAUGACUAUGAAAUAGAACGGUUCUGGCGUGGUGGGCAGUAUGAGAAUUUCAGGGUUCAGUAUACAGACCCAGAUCCAUACCGUAACUACAGAGUAAGUAAGGAAAGAGAGCGAGAACGCGAACGGGAAAGGGAGAACAGGCAACGAGAAAGGGAACGCGAGAGGGAGCGGGAACGGGAACGGGAGCGGCGCCAGAGGGAGCGAGAACGGGAAAGGGAACGGGAGCGCGACAAGGAGCGCCAGCGGCGGAAAGAGGAGUGGGAACGCGAGCGCGAACGGGUGAAGAGAGAUGAAAAAGACAGGCAGCACAGGGACCGGGACAGAGACCGGGACCGGGACAGGGAACGGGAAAAGGAGAAAGAAAAAGCCAAGCCCCGGUCCCCGCUGCUACCAAGCCGUCAACCAGAGCCACCAAAGAAGGAGAAGGAGGCAACCACAAUUACCACCACUCAGUCGAAGAGAGCAGAUGAAUGGAAGGACCCCUGGCGCCGAUCAAAGUCUCCCAAAAAGAAGCUUGGUGUGUCUGUGUCUCCCAGCCGUGCACGCAGGCGCCGAAAAACCUCUGCUUCUUCAGGGUCUGCUUCUGGCUCCUCAAGGUCCUCUUCUCGUUCAUCCACCUAUUCUGGUUCAGGUUCCUCACGAUCUCGUUCCAGAUCAUCGUCUUACAGCUCUUACUCUAGUCGCUCUUCAAGACACAGCUCUUUCUCAGGCAGCAGGUCCAGGUCACGGUCCUUCUCAUCUUCACCCUCUCCUUCUCCAACACCAUCUCCACACAAGCCACUUGGGAAGGCUAAAGGGGAUUUAUUACCACCUGCUGGGAAAGGUGAAAAAUCUGUGAAGAAACUAGCUGCCCUUCCAGUCCUUCAGCCACUCACUAAAAUUACAACAGCUGCACCUGAGCCAGCCAAACCCGGGGAUAAUCGAGAGGCAAGAAGGAAGGAACGUCAGACCAGGACUCCACCCAGGAGGCGGACCAUCAGCGGCAGCAUCAGUGGCAGUGCCAGCAGCUACAGCGGUUCCAGUUCCCGAUCUAGGUCCUUGUCUCGGUCUCUCUCCAGAUCUCAUUCCAGAUCAUCAUCUGCCUCAGUCUCCCAUUCUCCGUCUGGGUCCAGGAAGUCCAGGUCCCUGAGCGUGAGCAGCGUUUCUUCUGUCUCUAGUGCCUCCUCCAGCAGCAGCUCUGUACGCAGCGCCGACUCCGAAGACAUGUACGCAGACUUGGCCAGUCCUGUCUCCUCAGCCAGCUCUCGAUCCCCAACCCCAGCACAGCAGAGGAAAGGUAGAGGAAAGUCAAAAAAAGAAGAUAGCACUAAAGAGGAGAAGCGGAAACGGGAUGUGCCUGGUCAGCUCCUGAAGUCAGCCAAGCCCAACCAGGGAAGCAAAUUGCAGCAGCUCCCCCAGACCCAGCAGCCAUCAGCCCCCCAGUCUCAACAGGGAGGCUUCAGCGCUCACAAAGAGAUCAAACUGACUCUCUUGAAUAAGGCAGCUGACAAAGGAAGCAGGAAGAGAUACGAGCCAACAGACAAAGACAGGCCGAGCUCUCCUCCAGCCAAACGGGUAAACCUGUCGCCUGACAGAGUAGGCUCUCGUGACAGGAAGGCAACUGGGAGACUCUCUUCACCCAAGCAAGAACGACAGAGAGGCCAGAACACGAAACCUUCCCCUGCGCAGGCAGACAGGAAGCGCCAGCUCUCACCUCAGUCCAAGAGCUCCAGCAAAGUCACAAGUGUACCAGGAAAAGCCUCGGAGCCAGGCCCCACGGGUGCCAAAGCGGGCAAAUCCAGCACCCUGUCCCGACGGGAAGAGCUCCUCAAGCAGCUCAAGGCAGUGGAAGACGCCAUCGCUCGCAAGCGGGCCAAAAUCCCAGGGAAAGUAUAGUGGGAAGAGCCCUGGUGACUGUUGAUCUUUUUAUAAUGAGUGUCAAAGCAGCCACGUGGGGAUUUUGCAGUUCUGUCUUAUUUUGGCUGCGAUUCUUU